Rattus norvegicus (Norway rat) is the source of this 4577-nucleotide messenger RNA. RefSeq names its product engulfment and cell motility 2 (gene Elmo2). Gene Ontology annotation, molecular function: receptor tyrosine kinase binding. Lineage: Eukaryota; Metazoa; Chordata; Mammalia; Rodentia; Muridae. Gene Ontology annotation, cellular component: cytoplasm; membrane; cytosol. The record is from RefSeq and is marked validated. Gene Ontology annotation, biological process: cell chemotaxis.
GCCAGAGCGGCGGCGGGACGCGGGCGAGGAGCUGGGCCUCGGCAGGCGCCGGGCAGCUGAGUCCUGAAGUAGGGCCACUGGGAACAAUGCCACCUCCGUCGGACAUUGUCAAGGUGGCCAUUGAAUGGCCAGGUGCUAAUGCCCAGCUCCUUGAAAUUGACCAGAAACGGCCCCUGGCAUCUGUCAUCAAGGAAGUGUGCGAUGGGUGGUCACUGCCAAACCCGGAGUACUACACGCUCCGCUAUGCAGAUGGGCCCCAGCUCUAUGUCACCGAGCAGACCCGAAGCGACAUUAAAAAUGGGACAAUCUUACAACUGGCCAUCUCCCCGUCCCGGGCUGCACGCCAGCUGAUGGAAAGGACCCAGUCAUCUAGUAUGGAGACCCGGCUGGAUGCCAUGAAGGAGCUGGCUAAGCUCUCAGCUGACGUGACUUUCGCCACCGAGUUCAUCAACAUGGAUGGCAUCGUUGUGCUGACAAGGCUCGUGGAGAGUGGGACCAAGCUCCUGUCCCACUACAGUGAGAUGCUGGCAUUCACCCUGACUGCCUUCUUAGAGCUCAUGGACCAUGGCAUUGUCUCCUGGGACUUGGUUUCAAUCACCUUUAUUAAGCAGAUUGCAGGGUACGUGAGCCAGCCCAUGGCCGAUGUGUCUGUCCUCCAGCGGUCCCUGGCCAUCCUAGAGAGCAUGGUACUGAACAGCCAGAGCCUAUACCAGAAGAUAGCGGAGGAGAUCACCGUGGGACAGCUCAUCUCCCACCUGCAGGUCUCCAACCAGGAGAUCCAGACCUACGCCAUUGCUCUGAUUAACGCGCUGUUCCUGAAGGCCCCGGAAGACAAGAGACAGGACAAGCACCUUAACCCUCUAGACCUGCCCGCCACUGACAUGGCCAACGCCUUUGCACAGAAGCACCUCCGGUCCAUAAUCCUGAACCAUGUGAUCAGAGGGAAUCGACCAAUCAAAACAGAGAUGGCCCAUCAGCUCUAUGUCCUUCAAGUCUUGACCUUUAACCUUUUGGAAGAAAGAAUGAUGACCAAGAUGGAUCCCAAUGACCAGGCUCAAAGAGACAUCAUAUUUGAGCUGAGGAGGAUUGCAUUCGACGCAGAGUCUGACCCCAGCAAUGCCCCUGGGAGUGGGACCGAGAAGCGCAAGGCCAUGUAUACCAAGGACUAUAAAAUGCUAGGGUUCACUAACCAUAUCAACCCAGCCUUGGACUUCACCCAGACUCCUCCUGGAAUGCUGGCUCUGGACAACAUGCUGUACCUGGCCAAAGUCCACCAGGACACCUACAUCCGGAUCGUGCUGGAGAACAGUAGCCGGGAGGACAAACACGAGUGUCCAUUCGGACGCAGUGCUAUUGAACUCACCAAGAUGCUCUGCGAGAUCCUGCAGGUCGGGGAGCUCCCAAACGAAGGACGCAAUGACUACCACCCGAUGUUCUUCACCCACGACCGAGCGUUCGAGGAGCUCUUUGGGAUCUGCAUCCAGCUGCUGAACAAGACCUGGAAAGAGAUGAGGGCGACGGCUGAGGACUUCAACAAGGUUAUGCAAGUUGUCCGAGAGCAGAUCACCCGGGCUCUGCCCUCUAAACCCAACUCUUUGGAUCAGUUCAAGAGUAAGCUUCGUAGCCUGAGCUACUCAGAAAUCCUGCGGCUGCGCCAGUCUGAGAGGAUGAGUCAGGACGACUUCCAGUCCCCGCCAAUCGUGGAGCUCCGAGAGAAGAUCCAGCCUGAGAUCCUGGAACUGAUCAAGCAGCAGCGCCUGAAUCGGCUAUGUGAGGGCAGCAGCUUCCGGAAGAUCGGGAACCGUCGCCGGCAAGAAAGGUUCUGGCACUGCCGCUUGGCGCUGAACCACAAGGUUUUGCAUUAUGGUGACUUGGAUGACAACCCUCAAGGGGAGGUGACAUUCGAAUCCCUGCAGGAGAAAAUCCCUGUUGCAGAUAUUAAGGCCAUUGUCACUGGGAAAGACUGUCCUCACAUGAAAGAGAAGAGUGCCCUGAAACAGAACAAGGAGGUGUUGGAAUUGGCCUUCUCCAUCCUGUAUGAUCCUGAUGAGACACUGAAUUUCAUCGCUCCUAAUAAGUAUGAGUACUGCAUCUGGAUCGAUGGCCUCAGCGCCCUUCUGGGGAAGGAUAUGUCCAGCGAGCUAACCAAGAGCGACUUGGACACACUGCUGAGCAUGGAGAUGAAGCUGCGGCUUCUGGACUUGGAGAACAUUCAGAUCCCUGAGGCACCACCUCCAGUCCCCAAGGAGCCCAGCAGCUACGACUUCGUCUAUCACUAUGGCUGAGCGGGAAGGGACUAGGGCCCAGGAGAGACACUGGCAGCCCGUGCCUUGCCCUCCAUUUGUACAAACUACUCCUCAAACUCAGUGGGACCUGGAGCUUCUCUGUCCCAACCAUUAGGAGUCAUGAAGUCAGGGCAUGCUGCCCUCCUCAGCACCACAGAGCCUGGGUCGGGUUGGAGGAGUGAACUCAAGAUGUUCUUGCCUCCCACGCUGAGUCUGCAUCUGCAUCUGGUACUGGACCUACCGACAGCCAUCCCCUUUCCUUUCAAGCCUCCUCUCUGGUUGGCUGGAGAACCCACAUGGGCUGGAGCUGGUCCAUGAAAGGCUGCCCGUGGGGGCGAGAGGCUUGGGGAUGGGGAGAGCCUUGGAGUGACUGUCUUCAGGUGACUCAGGCAAGAACAGCCUUGAGCUCUUGCUUCAUAGGUCUUUGAGGGCUCAUUCCAGCCUUAUCCUGUGCCAAGAUGCUGCUGCCUCUGGGUUUACCACCUCUACUCUCUAGAGAUACCCGUCUCUCUUGUCCAUGCAGGUAUCAGGACAGGUAGUAACUUUCCCCCAAGCACUCAGUCUCAUCCUGCCCAGGCAGAGGCCUCCAGCUUGAGUCUUGCUCUCUCGGGCUCUAGGAAUGCUGCAAGGAAAGGCGAGGUGAGACCUCUAGCUCACCCCUUCAGUUCUGUCUUGUCCUUGCUGUGGAAGAAUGCUCCCAUCCCCCUUAGUUACAGGCCCUUCUAUUUGUGCCCCUCUUGCCGCAGACGAGGGGCGUUGCCUUCCCUCUCUCCUUCCUGGCACUGUGGUUUCUGCCGUUAGCCAUGAUUUCAAGAAGUACCGGGGCCACAGCUGUGCCAUGGGCCUUCAUUGGUGCUGCAGCACUUGAAGCACGCGCACAGCCUCCUUCCUUGGACGCAUGUUAAAUGGUGGUAUUCAGCAUUGGCAGCCUAGCGUGGCGGGUACUGCCCAAUGAAGAGUGUACUAUAUAUUUUCUUUACUAUAGGCCAUACUUAUGCAGACAUGUAUAUAUAUUUAUAUAAGAUCUUCCUAUCCUAGGAUAGGAUGUUUAAGAGGAAUAAAGUUGAGAGCAAAGCUGCUGUGCUCUCAGUCGUGAGUUGAGUGUAACCAGAGAGCAGCCAGGGGCUUCCUGUCAGUCACAGUGUUUUCAAUAAAUACUCUUUCAUGUAGACUGGUUCCUGUCAACACCUCUUCCUCUACACUUGUUCCCUGCCCCAAGGGUAGGGAGCCACCUGGCGGUCUUCACUUCAGUGUGCCUGGGAGCGUCUGGAGAGCUCCAGCCACCUUCCAAGAGCAUCUCCCUCUCCCCUGGUUGAUCCUGCUCUGUCACGCACAGACUACUCACACCUGCUGGCUGAGGAUGCUCACAGACUGUGGUACAGGACAGAGCGUUUCCUGCUCAGCCCUGCUGGGUACAACGUGGAAAGGCAUACUGUACACCCCCAAGAACCCAUCCUCCCUUUUUUCCCUGCCAGGGACACAGCCAGGGAACAGAUCAAGUACUUGUGCCUUUCAAAGAAGACAUGUUCUGCACCCCGUGUGUUGCCUGCGCUCAGUACCCAGCCUUCCAGCUGGUGCUUUAAGCUGUUGCUCCUACCAGCAGCCUCGGUAGCGGGGAGGUUUGAAUGAGAGCAGUGAUGAAAAUAGAUACUUCCUCUUGCCGCUGUCAGAAGGGGGGGGGGGGUGAGGACAGGCGCUUUCAGAAGGCAUAGAAAGUGCAUGCAACACAGGCCUUGAGCACUGAAUGAAGCCAGGACCUUGGGCUGCAAUGGGCACCACUGUAGGUCUUAGGAAGCAUUGAAUAAACUAAAGCUUUCGUGGUGCCAGCUGGCAGCAGCCUGCAGCAGCAGUGCGCACAAAGCACAGCUUACACUCUGGCCUUGAGCCUUCUGCUAGGAGCCAGGAGCCCAGCCAAGUCAUGUGCAAGAAUCUCUGUUUGCAGCCAGUCCUAGUAGAGCCCGGAUGAGCAGAAGCCCAGAAGUGGGCCAGCUCGGGUUUGCAGCCCUAGCUUGCUUGGCUUAAGAGAUUAUCUUGCUCACGUACCCUGUUCCUAAAAUGAAUCAAAUCCAGGUAUGCUAAAUUGUUCUGAGGCCACCUGUCUUCCUGGGCUCCCAGUAAGACUAGAUCCUUCUCAUCCACUUCCUUUCGGGUUCCAUUUCCUCUGGGAUGAACUUCCCGUACUCAGCUUAUUGAAUAAUUCUCACAAAAGUAUAGGCACAUGUAAUUUCACAAAGUGUCCAUUAUUACUUUGCCAAGAUCUUUUACCUCUAAAAUUUAAUGGUUGUCAAAUCA